UGGCGAUCGUUAUUUUGGCUCGUAUGUAUGUUCUCCGUUGUAUGAGGAUCGUCGUAUGUAAGUCUUGUCCUCGUGUCGUGUGGUCCUCGUCGCUUUAGUGAGUGCAAAAGAGUGAAGAUCUUCGAAACGGUAUGUGCGAACGCAUUUGCGCUAGCUCCCCGGUCUUUCGAUGCAGCACCAAAACUCAUUGCUAUUGUUCAUUGAUUGAUUCUCUAGUGCGCGAUAUGAAUUCUAUCGACUAAAAAGAAAAGCAAAGGACUCGACAAACCAAACGCAAAAUCGAGCCCGCAGAGCAGAUGAAUUGCGCAACCUUAUCUCAUCGCGUAUUGCUCGAGCCGAAUUUUUAUCCAGCUCGCCUUCCAGCAAGUGAAAACGUAAGUAUCGGCAGCGAGGAAGCAUUUAUCCGUUAUUUCAGGCCGCAGCAGCGUCGUGCAAGAGCAGGACCGAUUCGAUAUUGUCAGACGACAUCAAGCGAAAAGAAGAAGAACGGUUCGUUCUAGCUCAAUAUUUUUAGUUCGCGAUGAUGUUGCGAUAGGACCACAAGCAAUUCGUUUCAAAGCAGGAAUUCAGAUCCGUCAUUUAAACCCUUGAUGAUCUGACGCAUGCAACUUUACAGAAUCGUACACUAACAUAGCAGGGAAAUGCAAAAGAUCAGCUGCCAGGCUGUUGUUCUUAUUGCGAGUCUCAGCUGACCUCGACCUAGUGCCUUGCACAGCCAGAAAUCACAUCCACAGCACCACCUGUUAGCAUCACUACAAGCAUCAUCACCACCACCCUUUCUGAAAAUGAAAAACUUCUCGACACGCGUGUGCAAGAAGGUGUUUUCCUCCUCCUCGACGCUCGGAGGGGCCGCUCCGAACACAGCCGGGAACUCCGCCUCAGCCCGUUUUGGAUUGCAUGCAUUUCAAGAAGCGGCAAGCGGCCGGAGCUUCAGCACAAUCACGCGGCGACUCCUGCCCUCCCGCGAGACCGGAGGCAAAAUGCUGAUGGGCGGAACCCUGUGGGCAGCCGGGGAGGUGCUGACGCAGCUGGUCACCACCGCGCCAGGGCUGGCGACGGCAGACACAGUAGAAGACACGGAUAUGAAAGCGGGCGUGGCACGCAGGACGAUUGGGCUGCAGAACACAAAGAACACUGCGUCCUUUAGUACUGAAGAUGGUGUUGAGGAACUCGAAUUGUUGCGCGACGAGGGGUCGGAACAAGAACGCACGCUCGUACACCAGGAGGAGCUCCGCCGUGAGCUGCAAAGGGGCGGGACGACCAGUACCAUUUUGUCCUCGCCAGUUUCCUUCCUCCAGAACAUGAACAUCGACCUCACCCGCAUUGGGCACUCGUUCCUCGUUGGCGGCUGUCUGUUCACCCCGUUGGCCAAUUUCUGGUACGUGCGCGCGGACAAGCUUUUCCCCGUGGCUAUGGGUGCGAACGUGUGGUCGGGAAUUUUGAAGAAGGUGGCCUUCGACCAGUCGGUGUUCACCCUGACCGUGCUAACGACCGUGUUCUCCGCGUUUUCCCUCCUCCAGGGCAAAACGGUGCAGGACGCCUGCAAGAAGGUGGUGCAGGAGGUGCCCUCCACCUUACCGAUGAACUGGGCGGUAUGGGGUCCCGUGCAGGCGUGCAACUUUCUGUUGCUGCAACCCCACCAGCGGAUCUACCUCGUCAACCUAGUCACCGUUCCCUGGACGGGGUAUCUCGCCUACAAAUCGAGGUGAAAAGGGUUAUUGGCAGCAAGUGCGCAAGACGGAUUGAUUGUCAUUGUGGAAGCCGGCGCGCAUAAAGAAGAUUUCUAUAGGGUAGAAUUAUUUUGUGGAGGUACUACGACGGAAACGCAAACGCAAUCAAGAUAAAUCAGUCCUUCGCGACAUCCGGGGUUUUCGAAUAUCAGCUAUCAUCCAAGCAAUGCAGGUUUUGUAGCGCGUGCAUUAUCACAAAAGAUUUUCUCCACAGAACUCUUACUUCCACCUGAACAUGCGCGCAUUUUAUAGCGGAGGGAACAAAGAAUACUAUAAGACCAAAACACCAGUUCUCGCUUGACCAUGAAUGCAUCUUCAAGGGAUUAUUGAUUGAUGUUCCCGAUUUCUGCAAGAGACGAGUGCGAACCACUCCAACCGCAAGUCGACCAGAUGUACUUCUGCUUCUAGCAACACAACAACCGACAUUCUAAUAUUUCCAAGAUAUCAUGUACGCGUACGCAGAACUAACGACGUUCUAAUAUUUCCAAGAAGGAGCAGAUUCAGAUUAAAAUGGUGUUGAAAAUAGCGAACGGCAGUUUUUAGCAUGGUGCAGGUUCCGC
Amoebophrya sp. A120 is the source of this 2290-nucleotide messenger RNA. The record is from the annotation of a GenBank genome assembly. NCBI's taxonomy places the organism in Eukaryota, Dinophyceae, Syndiniales, Amoebophryaceae.